CUAACUACAAUCAAAAUUCAUUUGCUGGCUCUGAAAAAGUCGCAUAGUCGACGUUUUCGUUUUAGAGAGAGAAAGAAUCAGAGUUUCUGCUUCUGCUUUAGGAGGAGAGAGAGAGAGAGAGAGAGACAGCGAGCGAACCAUGAUAACACGAUCGAAUCUGGUUGAACAGCUGCGAGAGUAUCAGAUUCGAUCCAAGCAUGAUUGGGCCUCUGUCUCGUUCUUCUCCUCCACUUCUUCAAACAUCACCACUUCCAGGGUGGAUGUGGUGGUUUUUGUAAUAUGGGAACUUGUUAUUUUAGCUUUCUUGGUCUUUUCCGUAGUCUCUUUGUACUUCAAGCACAUCCGGCUUGCUUUUAUUUUAGUCUGCAUCACAAUCCUAUUGCUUUUAUGCAUGAAAAUUACAAAGCAAGUAAGGCUUGCAAGGAAAAAGAGACGAAGGAUGCUUCUUCCAUUGUCAAUGUAAAGUGGCAUCAAGUCUUGACCUUUGGCAUAUUUCCUAUUCUCUUACCAUUCAUUUACUGGCUAGGGUCUUGGCCAUUUGUGACCAUUUCAACUGGUCUCGCUUAUCAUUCAUCACUGGAUUGUGUAUCCUCUGAUUCCACCCAUAGCAAGUCGACUGAAGUAUAUAAUUGAUGGUUCUUACAUCAAGACAAGCUUAUCCAAUUGGUUGAUCUAGAUCAUUGUUGGAGGCAAUGUGGCUUAGUAAUGCUAGGAUCUUGUCACAACCUAUAUAUUUGGCAUUUCUUUUUGCUGUUUGUUUCUGUAUACAUAGUGCAACUGCUGCAAGUUACUAUUGAGUUUUUGACCCCUUGACAUUGAAAGCUCAAAUACCAUCUGAUGAGUUAUUGUAUAAUGACAACAUAUGUGCGAGAUAGGUUUGGCAAUGUGUUAUUGCGCAUAAGGUGAUUAAAUGGUAGGUGCAAAGUGUUGCUAGCUUUGCUAGCCUUUGAAGAUAAUUUUUUGUGGUGUUGGCCUUGUAUGGAGAAUGUAACCCUUGUUCAACUUCACUUUGGGUGAUGAUGUGAAAAUAUUUCCUUAUCCGACCUAAGACCUAGUUGAUUUGUGAUUGUCAAUGGAAUAUUUAUUGGGCAGAUUCACAUACUAA
This is a messenger RNA of Glycine soja, 1105 nucleotides long. RefSeq lists its product as uncharacterized. The record is from RefSeq and is a predicted model, not a curated record. The transcript is spliced from 2 exons. Bases 140 to 463 code for a protein of 107 amino acids. Lineage: Eukaryota; Viridiplantae; Streptophyta; Magnoliopsida; Fabales; Fabaceae.